AUCUACAACAGUCAAUAUUACUACUGUAGAGUACUUCUACUACUAUUAUGCCUACUUCUACCCAAUGUUGGGAUUAGUUAUUUGGAAAAGUAAUUACCUUCAAUGACCUGGAUUAAUGACAGAACUGUUUUUGGGAAAGUCAGAUGAGGUGAUUGAUGAUUUACCCGGGUUAAUACUUAGUCAGAGGGUGGAACAAAAAACCAUGGGCAAAUAGUUGUAAUUUCGCCAUUUUAUUCUUCCUCUUUUUGAGACGGACAUAAAUAAGCACUCUGACCUAUCUAGCAGAGAAGCAGGCACAAUGCGCAAGCUCACUUUACUUGCAGGUCUGUGCUUCGCCCUGUGCCACUUGGGCUCGACCUCCCAACUGGUCUGCUACUUUACCAACUGGUCCCAGUACAGACCUGGAACUGGGAAGUUCCUGCCGGCUAAUGUUGACCCUCACCUGUGUACUCACCUGAUCUACGCCUUCUCCAUUAUCAACCCUGCCAAUGAGCUUGCCACCUAUGAGUGGAAUGAUGAGACCCUCUACAGUUCCUUCAACGGACUUAAAGACAGAAAUCCUAAGCUCAAAACACUUUUGGCUGUCGGUGGAUGGAAGUUUGGCACACAACAGUUCAGUAUCAUGGUUUCAUCACCUAACAAUCGGCUGAAGUUCAUCCAGUCUUCGAUCAGUUUCCUUCGGAGGCAUGGUUUUGACGGGCUGGACCUGGACUGGGAGUACCCUGGAGCACGGGGAAGCCCUCCAGAGGACAAGCACAGAUUCACACUGUUGUGCAAGGAGCUCCUGGAGGCCUUUGAGGCUGAGGGCAAGGCAGUCAGCCGCCCCAGGCUGCUGCUUACUGCUGCUGUGGCUGCUGGGAAAGGGAACAUUGAUUCUGGCUAUGAAAUUGCAGAAAUUGCUAAAUACCUGGACUUCAUUAGCGUGAUGACCUAUGACUUCCAUGGAUCCUGGGAGACCUUCACAGGACACAACAGCCCUCUCUACAAGGGAUCCCAUGACACAGGAGACCAUAUCUACUUCAACACAGAUUUUGCCAUGAAAUACUGGCGAGAUCAGGGAGCCCCUGUUGAGAAGCUGAUGAUGGGCUUUGCUACGUAUGGACGUUCGUUCCAGCUCGCCUCUGUAGAUAGUGGGGUCGGAGCGUCAGCCAACGGUGCUGCUGCAGCCGGACCUUUCACCAGUGAGCCUGGUUUCUGGUCUUAUUAUGAGAUCUGUACUUUCCUCCAAGGAGCCAGUGUCCAGUGGAUUGAGGAUCAAAAGGUUCCCUAUGCCUCUAAAGGAAAUCAAUGGGUGGGAUUUGACAAUAGGGAGAGCUAUGACACAAAGGUCGGCUACCUAAAGGAAAAUGGCUUUGGAGGGGCCAUGGUUUGGAAUCUGGACUUGGAUGACUUUACUGGACAGUCAUGUGGACAGGGCAAAUAUUCCCUGAUCAGCCAUCUUCAAAAACUCCUCAACAUUGAACUACCUCCCCUGCCACCUACACACACCCCACGGCCAGGGGGACCACCCACAGUCAAGGCCACCACCACUACCCUUGUGCCCGGUGGUAGUUUCUGUGCAGGCAGGGCUGGUGGGCUGUAUGUCAAAGCAGAUUCCCCGAGCUCUUUCUAUAACUGUGCUAACGGCAUCACCUGGAUCCAGAGCUGCCCCGCUGGCCUAGUCUUCAGUGACAGCUGCAAAUGCUGCAACUGGCCCUAGGACUGUUAUUUGACCUAUGGGAGAGUUGGACUCCAUGAAAUGAUGACCUCGGCUCGUCCUAGAUAUUUGGUCACAUGAUUAAUUCUGUGUAUGGAGUUCUAACUUGAAAUAUACUUAUUCCUGUAACUAUAUAAGGCCUUAUCGAUUAUGUCACGUGGAUAAUGAAUGUAUAUGUUAUUGAUAACUGAAGGGUGAAGAAGAGCUUUGUUUAUGGAAAGUUACUGUGAGCUAAAAGGGGAACAGAGACUAUAACCAAAGUCUGUUCACUAAUGUGAACAGAAGGUCACUUGUAAACAUCAUGGAUUAGUGAUCGGAUAAUGAGCAACAGCGCAACAUUUAGGCAAUAUUGGACAACAGAUAGCAGUAUGGAGAAGUUACACCCCUAAUCUCAUUUUGACAUAACUGCCUGUUUGAUCAUGUGCAAAGUGUGCUUGCAGCUGAAGCACCCAGUGGGUUGAAUAAACAUGGUUUGAGCUUUU
This is a messenger RNA of Salvelinus sp. IW2-2015, 2178 nucleotides long. Its product is annotated as acidic mammalian chitinase. Gene Ontology annotation, biological process: carbohydrate metabolic process. The record is from RefSeq and is a predicted model, not a curated record. Gene Ontology annotation, molecular function: chitin binding; hydrolase activity, hydrolyzing O-glycosyl compounds. Lineage: Eukaryota; Metazoa; Chordata; Actinopteri; Salmoniformes; Salmonidae. Gene Ontology annotation, cellular component: extracellular region.